Messenger RNA from Suricata suricatta (meerkat), 561 nucleotides. Its product is annotated as olfactory receptor 4C11-like. The annotation marks the transcript as partial. The record is from RefSeq and is a predicted model, not a curated record. The transcript has a single exon. Gene Ontology annotation, cellular component: membrane. Gene Ontology annotation, molecular function: olfactory receptor activity; G protein-coupled receptor activity. Lineage: Eukaryota; Metazoa; Chordata; Mammalia; Carnivora; Herpestidae. Gene Ontology annotation, biological process: G protein-coupled receptor signaling pathway.
AUGCAGCAAAAUGACAGCAUAACUGAGUUUAUACUGUUAGGAUUGACCCAAGAUCCUAUGAGACAGAAAGUGGUAUUUGUAAUCUUCUUCAUUUUUUAUGUGGGAACCGUGGUAGGUAACUUGCUUAUUAUUGUGACCAUUAAGUCCAGCCGAACACUUGAGAGCCCCAUGUACUUUUUCCUAUUUUAUUUGUCCCUUGCUGAUUCCUGCUUUUCAACUUCCACAGCCCCCAGACUAAUUGUGGAUGCACUCUCUGCAAAAAAAAUCAUCUCUUACAAUGAAUGCAUGACUCAAGUCUUUUCAUUACAUUUAUUUGGCUGCAUGGAGAUCUUUGUCCUCAUCCUCAUGGCUGUUGAUCGCUACGUGGCCAUCUGUAAGCCCUUACGUUACCCAACCAUCAUGAGCCGGCAGGUCUGCACCAUCCUGAUUGUUCUGGCAUGGAUAGGGUCUUUUAUACAUUCUAUAGCCCAGAUUAUCCUGGCCUUGAGAUUGCCUUUCUGUGGACCCAAUUUGAUUGAUCAUUACUGCUGUGAUUUGCAGCCCUUACUGAAACUUGCUUGC